This is a messenger RNA of Salvelinus sp. IW2-2015, 1130 nucleotides long. Its product is annotated as T-cell surface antigen CD2. NCBI's taxonomy places the organism in Eukaryota, Metazoa, Chordata, Actinopteri, Salmoniformes, Salmonidae. The record is from RefSeq and is a predicted model, not a curated record. Gene Ontology annotation, cellular component: cell-cell junction.
CAGUCUGGAGCAGGUGCAAUCACUCCUUGAGAAUGUCAGUGGUGAUGCUGAUAUCUCUCAUCCUCCUCGCUCUGGGGUUUGCAGGUGCUGCGGAGUGUACUAUGUACGCUGCUGUUGGGAGGAACAAGGUGAUUGACCAUGGCCUGGAGUUGCUUGGACAGUCAUUUCACUUACGGUGGUCACAUGACUAUAAGAUAGUUUACGACAACAGGAAGAAUACUGAGCCAAAACCCCAGACCACACCGAAUGGUUCUCUGUUACUAAUUAACCUACAGCUGAAUAAUACAGGGUCUUACCAGGUCACCAUCUACGACAACACGGGAACACUCGUGUUAGACAAAACAACUCGCCUGUGUGUGCUCUCGCCUGUGUCUAAGCCACGUCUGACACACACCUGUACUGGUGCAUCUGUCAGUCUGAGGUGCGAUGUGGGGAACUCUGUGGAUGUUAACGUGGUGUGGAGCCAUAACAGACAAACAAUGCCAGGAUCCACUGACAAAACUCUGACAAUAACCAAGGCAAUGCUCAAACCUGUAGACAGCUAYGUGUGUACAGUGAGUAACAAAGCGAGUGAAGAGAAGAGUGACGAUGUUAACCCUGAAUGUACAGAUGAUUCUUCCUCUACAGUGCUCUUGUUUGGGAUGAAGCUAUGGCUGAUGGUGGCGAUUCUGGCUGGUGGAGGUGGUCUGCUUCUCAUCCUCAUCGUCAUCACCUUGGUGUGUGUCUGCCAGAGCCGCAGGCGGCGCGCUAGUCGCAUAAAAGAGGAGGAGGAGAUGAGACUUGCGCCCCUCACCCAGCCCACGCGUCAAGCAUCCCUCCACCACCACCAUCACCCACACAAGUCCCAGAGCCGAACCCGGCCGAAARACAGAACUCCGUCGCAGGCCACCCAAAACUCCAGACCCCUGCCUCGACCCAGGUCUCCACAGCCUGAACCAGAUGAUGCUCCGCCCAUACCAAUUCCCAGGCGGACAGGACCCCGGAACCACAGGAGUGAGGUGUAGGUGUGUGUGGGUGUGUGUGUGCCUGCAUGCUUGCAUUCUUGUUAACCAUAACAACCCCUGUAGUCACACAAUGGUUCACACUUUGAUUGCAGCAGUUACAAAUAAAGAGCAAUGCUUCACCACUUA